AUGGCCCUUGCACCCAAGUUCGCCGGCCAGAAGCUCGCUUCCAAUGCCAUCCAGCCAAAAGCUGUUCAUACUCUCGAGCUCUACCUUGACUAUGUCUGUCCCUUCUCCGCUAAGAUGUUCAAAACAAUUUACGGUACUUCGCUCCGUAGAACACUCUUAGAGAAGUACUCCGACCGCGUCGUAACUAUCUUCCGGCAGCAAAUCCAACCCUGGCACCCCUCCUCUACACUCGUCCAUGAAGCCGGCUACGCCGUCCAAAAGAUUGACUCGUCCAAAUUCUGGGAUUUCUCCGAGAAGCUGUUCGACCAGCAGAAAGACUUCUUCGAUGUCAGCCUGGUAAAUGAAACGAGGAAUGCUACAUAUAAGAGGCUUGCUAAGAUUGCUGGGUCUGUGGGUGUCGAUGAGAGCAGGGUUUACGGAUUGUUGGAGAUUAGUGAUAAGCCUGGUGAGGACGGAAGUUUGAACUCGGGCAAUGGGGUCACGGAUGAUGUCAAGGUGCAGGUCAAGGCGAAUCGACUGACCGGUGUGCAUGUAACUCCCACGGUCGUGUUCGACGGUGUUGUGAACAACGAAAUUAGCAGCUCUUGGACAGCGGAGCAGUGGGAGGAAUGGUUGGAGAAGAAUGUCAAGUGA
Messenger RNA from Alternaria burnsii, 633 nucleotides. RefSeq lists its product as uncharacterized. Lineage: Eukaryota; Fungi; Ascomycota; Dothideomycetes; Pleosporales; Pleosporaceae. The transcript has 2 exons. The record is from RefSeq and is a predicted model, not a curated record. Bases 1 to 633 code for a protein of 210 amino acids.